AUGUCCACCAGCAUAGCAGCCUUCACUAACACGCUGGGGCCGCUGACAACAGCAUGGGCCCAGCCAGCCUCUUGCACCACUGGAGUCGCAGCCAACAACCACGAGGCGUGGCUGGAUCAAUCCUGCGUUGGUGACAGUUUUGGAGGCAACCCUUCCUGCUGGCCCCCACGGACUGAAGGAGCCGCCUCGCUGUCGGGCGCGCUUUCGACGUGGGGCAUAUACUCUCCCGGAACUGCCUGUCCCAGCGGGAAGGUGGCUGCAUGCUCCUACGACGGAUCCAAGAACACUGGGGCCUUCCAGUUCUACUUUCCACCGGGGCCCUCUGAGACUGCCAUCGGCUGCUGUCCCUCAAAGGAGGGGCUGCGCAGAGGGUACUUCUGCUACGGUGAACAGAAAUGCGCGCUGUCCAUCUCCUCGUCGACAGUAUCUACAUUGCAAUGUUCCGACGGCAGGGCCGUCGACUUGGCCACCCUCUCGAUCCCAUAUACCACAACCCAGAGCUCAUCCGUGGCGACGAUAUCGACGUUCUCCGCCUACGCGCCGUUGCUGCAACUCAUGUACCAAAGCUCUGACGUCUCGUCGACAACAUCACCCCCUUCCACGACGUCGACUUCGAGUGGCCAAGAGACGAACUCGUCGGGAGGUCAGGGGCUGUCGACGGGUGCCUCGGCAGGUAUCGGUGUCGGCGUGGGAUUGGGCGUCAUCAUCCUGGCAGCCGCCGCCUUUUGGUUCUGGCGGGUGAGGCGGAAGAAUAUGAAGACGGCGGCGCCAAACCAUGCGUCAAAUUCUGAGAACUUCCGGGAAAGCAGACCCGGCGGUUCGGAGGCGAAGAGCCCCCAGGAGCUUCAAGGGUACCUCACGGUACCGGAGAUUGACUCGCGUACGACACUGCAGGAAGUUCCAGGCGGAGGAUUGGAUGGGCCACGGGUGGAUGCAGCACGCGUGCAGCAAAUCUCACCAGUAGAGUUGGCAUAG
Messenger RNA from Diaporthe amygdali, 975 nucleotides. RefSeq lists its product as uncharacterized. NCBI's taxonomy places the organism in Eukaryota, Fungi, Ascomycota, Sordariomycetes, Diaporthales, Diaporthaceae. The record is from RefSeq and is a predicted model, not a curated record. The coding region runs from base 1 to 975 and encodes 324 amino acids. The transcript has 2 exons.